Molecule: messenger RNA, 1528 nt
Organism: Brassica napus (rape)
Lineage: Eukaryota; Viridiplantae; Streptophyta; Magnoliopsida; Brassicales; Brassicaceae
Product: probable beta-1,3-galactosyltransferase 14
Exons: 7
Coding region: 135-1169 (344 amino acids)
Cellular component (GO): Golgi membrane
Molecular function (GO): hexosyltransferase activity
Source: RefSeq, a predicted model, not a curated record
AUUAAUUAACCCUUCUUCAUACACAUAAAGAUCUCUAAUCUGAGAAAACAGAAAGUCCAACGACCGUUAAAACGAAAUAAACCACCGAGAGCUUCCUAAUAACUGGAUCCGUUAUCUGUCCGUUACAAAAAAUCAUGCCGUCUUCUCCGAGGCUGAAGCUCUUCCACGCGCGUACAUCACCCUCCACGCGCCGAUCGACGUCUCUGAUCGUCCUCACCUCUCUCGCGAUCGGGCUAUUCGGAUUCAUCUUCGGACUCGCCGCCAUUGUUUUCCCGAGCCGGACAUGCCUCACGAACUCCCCUCCGAAGACGGUGCGAGUCGUCUGGGACGUCGCCGGGAAUAGUAACGGUGGUAAUGGCCUCAGCGGCGGAGUGAAGAGGCAUAAGGUGAUGGGAUUCGUCGGUAUCCAAACCGGAUUCGGAUCAGCUGGGAGGAGACGAGCGCUCAGGAGCACGUGGAUGCCGUCCGAUCCAGAAGGGCUUCGUCGCUUGGAGGAGUCAACAGGAUUGGCUAUCAGGUUUAUCAUAGGCAAGACCAAAGAUGAAAAGAAGAUGGCUGAGCUUAGAAGCGAGAUUGCAGAGUAUGAUGACUUUAUACUGCUCGAUAUCGAGGAGGAGUACAGUAAGCUCCCAUACAAAACUUUGGCUUUCUUCAAAGCUGCGUAUGCUCUGUAUGAUUCGGAGUUCUAUGUCAAAGCUGAUGAUGAUAUCUAUUUGAGGCCAGAUCGUUUGUCUUUGCUGUUGGCUAAAGAGAGGAGCCACUCGCAGACAUACCUAGGAUGCUUGAAAAAAGGUCCUGUUUUCACAGAUCCAAAGCUUAAAUGGUAUGAGCCUUUGGCAGAUUUGCUGGGGAAGGAGUACUUUCUUCAUGCUUAUGGCCCCAUCUAUGCUCUUUCUGCUGAUGUUGUCACCAGUUUGGUUGCCCUCAAGAAUAACAGUUUCAGGAUGUUUAGCAACGAGGACGUGACAAUAGGUGCGUGGAUGUUGGCAAUGAACGUCAACCACGAGAACCACAAGACCCUUUGUGAACGAGAGUGCUCACCCUACUCCAUUGCUGUUUGGGAUAUACCAAAAUGCUCAGGGCUUUGUAACCCAGAGAAAAGGAUGUUGGAACUUCACAAGAUAGAGAGCUGCUCAAAGAGCCCAACUUUGCCAUCGGAAGAUGAGUGAUCUUUUACCUCUUAUAUAGUUAUAUAUAUAUAUAUAUAUAUCUCCUUUGAUGGUCGAAGAUCCGAGGCGACACUUCCGCCAUUGAAGUUGCAGCUUCGCACAGAUUAUAUACGACUUUCCUCCUUCUUUUUUUUCACUUACUCUGCUAUGUACUCUUUAGGUGGCAAUGCCAGAAAAGCGAGGUGAGUUGAUCCUUCGCUUAAACGGCAUUAGGGUUUAUAAAACUAGGGCUGGUAAAUUUUGGAUUAUUCCUUGUUGUACAAGUAUGAGGUUAAACUAACUGCAAUUUCGAAUUCGCAUUAUCGACGAGGAAAGAGGAAAAACCGAUACAGUGUUAAUCGAUUAAGCUUUUGUUUUUA